Mauremys mutica (yellowpond turtle) is the source of this 1146-nucleotide messenger RNA. RefSeq names its product NACHT, LRR and PYD domains-containing protein 1a allele 5-like. The record is from RefSeq and is a predicted model, not a curated record. Lineage: Eukaryota; Metazoa; Chordata; Testudines; Geoemydidae. Bases 757 to 1092 code for a protein of 111 amino acids. The transcript is spliced from 3 exons.
AGCAACCAGACAGAAGCAUGGGGGGAGAGGAGUAGUGCGGGUGGGUGGGUGUAAAGGUGUUCACUUAUGGAAGGUGGCGCCUCCUUGUGGCUGCUCAGGGGAUCAGCUCUGGCACCCUCUUCUGACGGUUACUCAAACUAUGACCCCCCUCUCUCUCUUCAUGACUCAAGAUGCUCUCUCUUUGUUACUCAACCCUCUAGCCAGAUCACUAUAUACCCAUUUGUGGUAACCAAGCCUCUUCAGACCAGCUGUCCUGUUGGCUUCUCCAACGCACCUGUGCCACUCCACAGUGGCUGGGAGGAGAACCUGCGCCUGCCCUCUACUCCGGCUUCCAGCCCUGAGACCCUAUAGCCAGCAGUCAAUGUCUGCAGAGUCCUAUCCCUUGCUGCUGUUUCCCUAGCCAGCCUCUCAGGCUUUCUUUCCCCCACAACUGACCCUUCUUUCAGAGCUAGAACCCUGGGGCUCAUUCUCCCUCUUGGGUUUUUUCCCUCCCAUCCUCUCCGCUCCCAAAGAGCGACUGCAGGUUCUCUCCCUGCAGCUUCUUUCUGCUACAAACUUCCUGGCUGUAUAAAACAACCUACUCCUGCCCAGCUGAGCUGCUUGUUCCUGGCUUCUUGUACCUGGCUCUCCCUCUAGGUGCAGCCAGGUACCCUAAUUGGCCCCUCAGGCCCACAUUAACCCCUUCAGGGCCUCUGUGGGGCUACAUGCCCCAUCACAGGGGAAGGGACGGGUUGAUGAUGGUAUCUUCCAGAACUGAUGGUUCUUGAAUUUUUUCAGGCAAUCAGAAAACACGAGGAGAAGCGCCAGUCAGUUUCUGUGGACAAAUCUCCUCAAACCAACGGGCCCCUGUACUUUGGCACUGAUUACACGGUGUGCUGCUCUCCAGAGGCAGCGAUAACACCCAAAAAACUGACAUUUUCCUAUACAAGCCGGGAGAAUCGCCAGCCCUUCAUUGAAGUUUACAUCGAGGAGAUGAAGACGAGUGUGCAGCUCAGCGUGACAGAGAGCUCGUCUGAUGACACUUGCUGGGAGGCCACACUGAGACCAGGAGCGUCACACUGUCAUGUGACUGGCCUAGCCAAUCAGAUCUGAACAGGCCCUAUGUAGCAUCAUUGGAGCGGAAUAAACAGAAAAUUACAAUAAAAG